This is a messenger RNA of Salvelinus fontinalis (brook trout), 14994 nucleotides long. RefSeq names its product trithorax group protein osa-like. Bases 5015 to 7069 code for a protein of 684 amino acids. The record is from RefSeq and is a predicted model, not a curated record. The transcript has a single exon. Lineage: Eukaryota; Metazoa; Chordata; Actinopteri; Salmoniformes; Salmonidae.
GGCUUCCAGCCAAGCCCCACAGCCCCUUUGUGGGCUUAUGGAGAUGGUCAUAGAGGACUGUAUGUUGGGGGAGAAGGAGAAUAACUCAUCUGGGGUCCAUAAUCUCACAAAUCCCAGGGUAGGAGGAGUGUGUGUGCGUGUGUGUGCGUGUGUGUGCGUGUGUGUGUGUGUGUGUGUGUGUGUGUGUGUGUGUGUGUGUGUGUGUGUGUGUGUGUGUGUCCAUUAUACAGUAUUUGUGUGUGUGUCCAUUAUACAGUAUUUGUGGGAGCUAGUUUGUAUGUGUGGUUGCCUUCAAGACGUGGAAAUUAGUUCUCGGAAAGACAAAUCUACUGCAAAGAGAAACCAGUAGGCUGUUUUAACAGAGCUGUGUCUGGGCUGGAAGGAGGAGGGGCUAAUGGGAGAUUGACCGCGGAUAGAUGAGCAGUGUGGGAUGCAGGAUCUGACAGUUGUAACAGGGUUGACUCCGAGGAAAUCAUUACCAUCGGCUUGAGUUUCUGUUUUUGUUCUGCAUCGUAAACUGCCCUCCUCUGAGCAGUGCAUGAAUCUUGGAGAGAUGUUGGUGAAACAUUAAUACCAUAGUAAGUAAUAUGAAAUGACUGUAGGAAAGACCAACCGCAUUUAGCAUGAGUAUCCACAUGCCCUGUUACAAUCUGAUCAGUCACAAGGCAGUCAUAGUAUUGCUAUCGGAGUCGCAUAGCUACAUUCAAUGCGUUGAGGUCAAUCUGUCCUGUGUAAUUGAAUCCCUCCCUUACAGUUUGCCUACUGACCCAGCUCAUCCAUAUGUCAAUGUGUGUUUAACAUUUUAAUCAUGCAAUGAGUGAACAUGCUGACUACACUGGGCACGCACGUACGUCUGUUGAUUUUGUCCAUCCACACCAGAACACCAUGAAAUAUCAAAAUGAACUCUGAACUAACUAUAUUAAUUUGGGGACAGGUCGAAACACAUGACACAUUCAUGGACAUUUAGCUAGCUAGCGUGCUGUUACUAGCUAAUUUGUCCAGGGAUAUAAACAUUAGGUUGUUAUUUUACCUGAAAUGCACAAGGUCCUUUUUGUCCUGGAUAUUUGUAACAUUUUUACCCAUUUUGAGUUACACAAAAUUGUGUGUUCUCGACAAUUAAUCCACAGAUAUAAGGGGAUACUUAGUUAGUUUCUAGUAAUCUCUCCUUCAGUCAUCGUCUUCUUCUUCUGUGGACUUUAUAUGGCGGUUGGCAACCAACUUUAAGGUGCAUUACCAGCACCAACUGGACUGGAGUGUGGACCUCAGUUCUGCUUUCAAUCACCCACGUGGCUAUAUGCUUCUAAAAACCAAUGAGGAGAUGGGAGACGCGAGCAGUGAGGUCAGCAUGUAAAGCAGUGUUUUUUUAUGUCAAGUCAGUAUUCAUGUCUCGUCCUUGUUUCAUGUAUUCAUGUCAGAACAAGGCUGCCUACUGCAGUGGCGUUUCUAAAUGUAAUUGGACAUUAGCGAAGUCGCUGUAGCAUGUCAGAAGACAAGGAAAGGAGUUGCCUUGAACAGGGUCAAAGGCUCAGAGCAGAUCUAGGGUCACACAUGUACUGAGUACAAAUGAGCUCAUAGCAUGUGAGCUUUCUCACACACACACACACACACACACACACACACACACACACACACACACACACACACACACACACACACACACACACACACACGACAUACAGAUACAGUACACAACCUCCAUCCCUGCCUCUGUCUGACUGAGAUGCAUUAUUAAUAUCGAGGCAGAGAGCUAGGAUUUGACUGACAGUGAGAUGUAGGGGGCUUAUUAAACAUAGGCAUCUGUGUGGGUAGCCUCUUUCACAGAUGUCAAGCAUGCAACAACCAAGGACACCAAACCCCUUAUGAAUAGGAAGACCUAUACUGUUCGUAUGGCAAGUAGUUACAAUGCCAAGGUGUACCGAGAAAUAUUGUGUGGCGACUGAGGUAUUUCUGCGUUGUAUUGAUUUAUUUUGUUUCACCUUCCACUUGUAAUGUAUAAUACUGGGUUUGUACAAGUGGCUCACUUUUGUGUCUUCUCUCAAAUAAUAGUGUAUGUGCCUCCACAAGUAUUUGCAUUUGAAUGUCACAGUGUUUCAAAAGGGAGAGUUCACCAAAAUUACAAACUGUAAGCAGUCUAUGGACAAGGUAUGACGGCAAUCCAUGUUUUCGUCAACACGCGAGAUAAUCACUGACAUGAUGUCAGCUGGUCCUUUUGUGGCAGGGCUGAAAUGCAGUGGAAAUGUUUUUAGGGGAUUCAGUUCAUUUGCAUGGUAAAGAGGGACUUUGCAAUUAAUUACAAUUAAUCUGAUCACUCUUCAUAACAUUCUGGAGUAUAUGCAAAUUGCCAUCAUACAAACUGAAGCAGCAGAUUUUGUGAAAAUUAAUAUUUGUGUCAUUCUCAAAACUUUUGGCCAUGACUGUACACACCUUGGGACUCAACAACACACCAGGCUGGGACCUGGCCGCAGCGUGGGGAUCCAUUUGUCAAGGCACUGUGCUCCAAGGAGCGUGCAAAGAUGAGUGAGUGAACUAUCCCAUUAAUGUCCUGUGUAUACUCAGGGGUAGGGAUCCUUCAUCCUUGGUUUGUAGACAGGGUCUUUGCUUCGUGUUACUGUAUGAUUAGAUCUACAAACCCAGAACACACAUACUCUAUCUAGAACUGUUCCACCCUGACUGUUUGAUAAAGAUGUGUAGUCUAGUACACUCUUGGGAACCAGAUCACAGAAGGAAAUCAAUAAAAGAGGGGAAUAGCACUGUUUAGGUUUACCCUGAUGGAGUUGAAACACGGGUUGUUGUACACAAUCUACGUGGGUGUGUGUUGGCGGCAGGACAAGAGCUUCCAGUGACCAAUAUUAUUGUUUCGUUUUUUUGCUAAGUGAAUUGAAUCCUAUUCCCACAAGGCAUGUGCUACGUAGGGUUGCUGUUUCAUAGAUAACUGUGUGUGCAUGCUUCUACAUAUGUGUAUGCCUUUCGGUUUCUCCAAAGUCCCCAAAGACUUAAUUAGUUUACUUUUCACCCUGCUAUUCAUUCAAGCAUGAAACUGAAUUGAGAAACUCUCGCUCUCAUUUUAAUAUCAGUGCCCCCAGCUGCCUCCUGUCUCUUGCUCUCUCAUCCAUCCAUUUCCCUCUCUCUCCAUCUCACUCGCCUUAUUUCCUUCUGUCAACGAUGGUUUCCUGUAACUAUAAAAACACAGGGAAAAAGUCAGUUGGUCUGAAGUCAAUUCCACUAUCAAUGAUAAUCCCCCUUUUCCUCUCAACCCAUAAUGCAACAGCAUUGGGCGCUUUAGCAUUUCCUCUGACAUCCUGUCCAGUGUUAUCGCUUCUCUUCCUAAUUACGCAACACUGAUUAAAGAACGAUAGCACGAUCCACCACUGCAAUCCAGCAGGUCUUCACGAUGGUCUAAAAACCGAAUGCAGGGUAAACUCAAGUAUAAUUUGUCAACGAGGUGGGAUAUUUGAGAGGGUCCCUAGCUGUCAUAGCAACAGAAAACAUGAUGCCCCAGCACUGAUAGCAGGACAGGGUUAAUGAAAAUUGAAGCGUCUUCUCCGCCUUAACAUCUGUUCUCAUGCAUUAGUUAACAGGGAACCUCUCCAACAGGGAUCAAGUGUCAGCUGGCCAGGCAGGUAGGUAGGCCAAAGAAUUAUAUACCACAGGGGGACUGGGAGGAUAGGGAAGAUUCAUAGAGGGUUUCAAGGAUUGCUUAGGGAAGUGUGUGUGUAGUGACAAAAAGUGCAUUCUCCCCCCAGGUCUCUCUGACAAGGGGCAAAAUCCAAAUACAGAGCUUUGCUUGGUAAAGGGGAUCAGCAAUGCUUUGGGUGGGGUGCUGUGGUAACAGCAGGUUGACAGAUUGUGGUUGGAGCAAAUGGCUUUAAUCCAAUAAUUGUACAUGCAAAUAGUUGCUUUGAGGACAAGCCUUGCUUUUGUCAUUUUCUUUCAUGCUUAUUAUUUGUAAAGGGUGGCAGGCAGUAUGCUUUAAUAAUGUUUUCAAAUGUUUUUAGCAGUCAGGUUCCCAUUGCCCCCUGUGGGUUCUGUGUCUGAGUGCCAGUCGUCUUGUGACAUUUACUAGGUCCUCUCAGUGAGGGGCGAGAGUGUGACAGGAGUUUCACAGGAGUAGCGUGGUCACUCUGUCAGCGUCGGCCCAGGCAACGGAUUAGUGUCCAAUCAGAGUGGAUUUGAUGUUUCCUGACAGCACAUGAGACUUAGCAGGGAGAUCUGUAUUCAUUUCAAUCACCCGCCUGCCUGCCUUCCCCUCCCUGAGGGCUACUAGCGGGGUAGUGUAAAUCUCUCCUGCUCAUUGAACGAGACCCAGCAAGUCAUUGACAACAAAAUCAAGUGAUCAGUCCCAGGUAAGUGUCACGGAUUUGGAUGGAGGUUUGCCCUUACGUAAAUGAGCAGAAUCCUCAGAGAUACUUUUUUAGGUGGUUCACGUAACGUCACGACGGGCAGCAGAAUUAAGCAGUCUUUAUUUAGACUGUAAUCCCUCAUAGCAAUCGCCAGAGUGAGUAAAAUAUCCCAGAGUAGGGGUAGGAUAAACCCUAACGGAUUAGUACAAGCCCCUGCCUACAAUCCCAUCCCACCCCCUCCAAUAUUCCCUCCUUUCGUGGUUUUUUCCUCUCACCGCAUCGGGUAGCCUACAUGGUUGGUGGCCAGCACAAGCACGGACCCUGUCAUUGUGGUUCAAUGGAGUAGUUGGGGCUGCCUUUGCAGCAUUUGCACAGUGUGGUGUCCUCUACCUUCUAGCAACAAUAUUUCCAUAGAUUAAUUAUUCAAGGAUUGCCUGUCAAGGGGGAGCCACUGAAUAGAAAGGACCUCAGAAGAGCCCCCAAAAAAUUACAACUGGAUAUCAGGUGAAACAAUAUACCCCACUGCUUCAUCUCUUUUUUGCUCCUCCUCCGUCCUCCCUCCCUCCUUUCCACUCUUUUGAUGUAAAUUGUAACUGAAGACUUGAAAGAAAACACCAACUACUCCCUGCUUGUUUUUUGUCCUCUGUAAAGCUGUCCAUUUUUUUUUCUCUCCAAUGCUCGUCUCCAGCAAGCAGUUGAGUAUCGGUCGCUCCCAUAGUUGGGACACCCUGGGGGGGAAUGAGGGUCAGUGGGCCGGGGGAGAAAGCGCGUAUGACCAACAAGGCAGGAUAGCGAGUCGACGAAACUCGCUGUCUUACGGGGCAGAGGGAGGAGGUUACUACGAGACUCCCCCUGGGAUGCGUCCUCCGGAGCUGGAUCUGAAACGAGACACCUACUCCUACCAGGACUCUCUGUACAGCCAGCAGGGCUACGCUACUGAUCCCCGGGGAAUGAGAAAGGGCUCAGUCCCUGAGCUAAACAACUACGACCGUCCACCCAUGGCUAACAGUCACCGAGGAUUCAUUGCCUCCCAGGACUAUUAUCCCCAUGACCCUGCUAUGGCUCCCCAACCACCAGAGGACCCCCGGGGCUUCUACCGGGUGGAUCAGCAGCCUCAGCAGCAGCCUCACCCACUCAGCAGACCCCCGUCCCACUACGGGAUGAACCCAGUGGGACGGCCCCCAUGGGACCAAGGACAGGGAGGGAGGCCCUUACCUCAGGGUCCUUCGUCUUCUGCUCUUCCUCCUCCCCCUCUUCCGCCAACUGCCCAUGGCAUUAACCAGGUUUACAAUCAGCCUGCAGCCGCCGCUGCCAAUAUGAUGCCAGAUGGCCAACGCUCUCCUGCUCACUAUGGAAUGGAACAACCCUCUUCACCUCGUUACGCAUCUGAGCCAACCCCUCUAGCCGGCCAGACAGUCUAUACCGACAUCAAUGGCCAUCCCGUGGACCCUCGGCAGCAGCCUGCAGCCACCUGCCUGGUGGUGGACCCUAACACUCAGGGGCUGGAUGGGAGCAUGCAGCAGCGAGGUAUGAUGAUAAGGCAGGAGUGCACAUUGCCCUACAGCGUUCAACAACAACAAGCUCCGCAGCCCAACAUGCAGGUCUACAACCCCAACCCUCCUCUCGCCUCCCCUGUUCCUGCACCUGUUCCUGCCCCUCUUCCUAUCCCACCUGCCCCUGUAGCCCUCCCCCCUCCACCUCCCACAGCCCACCAGAUGCCUGCAGCCCCAGUGGAUCACAAGAGGAACACCGACCCAGAGUUCCUGGCUCUUCUUCGAAACGAGGGUCUCUCAGAGAGUACCAUCUCCUCACUCAUCCAGCAGGGCUUUGACACAACCGGCAUGCUGGCAGUCAUGGAGGAGAAUGACAUACGCUCAGUUGCUCCCAACCUAGGGCAGGCGCGGGUGCUGUCGCGGGUGGCCAUCAGCGUCAAGAGGCCCUUAGAGCCCCCUCCCACGCCCCAGCAACAGGCCCACAUGCGGGGCCGCUCCAACAGCUUCAGCCACCGCUCUGACAUGUACCUCCAGCAGCAGCACCAGCAGGCCAUGGGCAUGGACCCCCGGCUGAUGCCACCACAGACCCCUGGUACCAUGCAGACCAUCUCCCCCACCAUGGCUGAGGCCCUGGCCAGGAGGCCCAAUAGCGCUCCCCCUCAGCACCUUCUGGAAACCACACAGGGCUACCCAGGACCUCAUACCCCAGGGACCUACAAUGGUGCCAUGGUCCCUGUCCAGUCCCGGCCCAUGUCUGCAUUCUCCCAACACCCGGGUGUCCCCAUGACGCCGGGCAUGCAGAUGAUGGCUGCCAUGCCCCAGCAGAUGCAAGCCAUGCAACAACAGCAAAUGCCAGUGUCCAUGCCUGCCCAGCCGUCACCUCAGCAGGCCCCAAGGGCAUACUCCACCAACUACACAGUGCCCAUGGAGCUGAUGAAACGGGACCGCAGCCUGCAACCCAUGUUGCCCAUGCACAGCGCCCACCCCAACCCUCAGAUGAUACGCAAGGCUGGGGGCACCCCGUCCGAUGGAGCCAUGAUGCCCGUGGGUACCACCAUGCAGAACCAGAGUGAUAUGGCCACCAACCAGAAGCUUAGCCGCCGUACCGGCCCACCUGUCAUCGUCUCCACCAUGGCAUCACCAGAUACAAGUAAAGCAUACUUUUAUCCCCUCAACCAUUCCCUCCUCUUCCUCCUCUCCCCUAGUCCUCCUGUAUAUAAUGUCUCUUGGCUGUAGUGUAUUUGUUGGCUACUGAAGGAGUAUGGUUACUAAAAGAGUAUGGUUUCUCUUGGGUUAUAUAAAAAAAUUGUAGUUAUAGAUUUUUUCUAUUUGAAAUGAAUGCUCUGGUUAGAUAACCUUUCGCUCUGUACUCUAAGACAACAAUUAGGUAUUGUGUUUUUGCAAUCAAAUUAAUAAUUAUUUUAUACCCUUAUCAGGAUAGCCCCUUUCUCAAAUAACAGUUGAAUUUUUAAGGCUAUGAAACUGCUCUCUUUAUGACAGCUAUUUGGCAUGAAUUGAAUACAGGAUACUGUAAUGCAGUGCUCUUAAACCAAGUGCCCGAAAAGGGCCAUUUAACUGGUUCCCACUCAAUGUUGAAGUGUUUGAGAUACUUUUAUGGUAGAUUGAUAUGAAUUUAUCUCUUUGCUGCUUUCACAUCAUUUCAAUCUACUCUUUGGCUGUGUGGAGCUCUGCUUAUUGUUAACCUGUGUAUGUGCCUUUGUAUUGGAUUGACAAUGGAUAAACAUCUCAACUUAAUACGGGAUCGGUGUCCCCUCCACGGGAUGGUUGAGCUAACGUAGGCUAAUGUGAUUAGCAUGAGGUUGUAAGUAACAAGAACAUUUCCCAGGACAUAGACAUAUCUGAUAUGGGCAGAACGCUUAAAUUCUUGUUAAUCUAACUGCAGUGUCCAAUUUACAGUAGCUAUUGCAGUGAAAGAAUACCAUGCAAUUGUUUGAGGAGAGUGCACAGUUAGGAACUUGAAAAUAUAUUAAUAAACCAAUUAGGCACAUUUGGGUAGUCUUGAUGCAACAUUUUGAACUGAAAUGCAAUGGUUCAUUGAGUCCGUCUAAAGCUUUACCCGUACACUUCUGCCAUCUAAUGGCCAACAUUUAAAUUGCGCCUGACCUGGCAUAGUACAUUACGACCUUUCUCUUGCAUUUAAAGAUGAUCAUACAAAAUUAAAAAAAAUAAUAAUUGUAUUGUCUUUUACCAGAUAUAAUGUGUUAUAUUCUCCUACAUUCAUUUCACAUUUCCACAAACUUCAAAGUGUUUCCUUUCAAAUGGUAUCAAGAAUAUGCAUAUCCUUGCUUCAGGUCCUGAGCAGUUAGAUUUGGGUAUGUCAUUUUAGGCGAAAAUUGAAAAAAAGGUUCCGAUCCUUAAGAGUUUGGCUACCAUAUCUUCCGUGAAUGGCUUUAGAUACAGUAUAUCCAUAUUUGAGAUAAUGUUUUUUUUUUAUGAAUGGCUUAAUGGCCUAAAAGCAUAACUUUUUAACAAUGUCAGCCUUUAAUCCUCCCCAUGCCCUAAUUAUUUAUAGUCAGCUGUUGUGAUCCUAAAAUGAGUCCCUGUUGAAAAAGCUCUGAGAGUAGCCCUACCUACCUCUUUCUGAAUUGUGUUUUAGACACUCAUGUGUACUGUCAGUCAUCUUUGCGCUCUUUGAGAUGCAUCCUGUUCUCUGUAUUGUUUGUUUUUUGCCACACAUAAUGGUUGUAAUGACCAAGAUGGAGGGUGGGAGUGGGGCGAGGACAGUGUGAUGUCGUACGAUGUGAGCUGUCAUCUAUCUGAGGUAACACUGCUUUUAAAGCAGAAACAGCCUGUCAGUAGUUGUAUUUGUCCAACCAAUCUGGGUCGGCAGUAUUCCAUGGUCACGGUUAAAUGUGGGAGAAUUGGAGCCUUGAGUUAAUGCGUGCAUGUGUGCCUGUGUGCAUUGCAGUGUGUGUGUUUGUGUGUGUGUGUGUGUGUGUGGGGGGGGAGGGGAGAAAAAGAGAGCUGUUUUUGCUUUGGAGCUAUAUUCCUUGCCCUUCACCUCAUCUGUAGGCAUUUGAAGCUUGUCCACACAGAGCAAAGGCAUAAUUGUCCACAUGCUUGUCCACUCCGAGCAUAAUCUUCAGGGCUGAUGGCCUGGUGGGAAGGGUUAUGAAAUAUUGGUUGCAGCAUCAUCACAGCAUCGUUCUGCUUUUAGUGCAUUGAAGUAGCCUGGAGCAGUACGUUAUGUGUAGUGGUGCAUACACUGUUAUUGUCUCUGUUCAGGUGCAGCAGUGACCAUUGUAGGGAAUGUUGAAAUUAACUAUAUUGUUUACUGUAGCUCUCUAACGUUGGUGCUACAGAAAUGUGGAAGAUGUGAGAAAUUACCAGCACUAGCUAUGAUUUCAACAAGUCUGAUUCAUCAUCAAAGUUGUUCAAUAAUAAUGCUAUUGGACAGCAUCCAUUGGGUUUGGACAACAUCCUAGCUGUGCUGCUGAAAACAAAUGAAUGGGAUGAUCACCGAUCAGCAAUUGUGUCUUUUCUCUGAGUAACUGGAAUGAGAAGCAAAAGGGGUUUAGUCCUUUAGAUCCUUUUUUUACAACACUGCUAAUCCACAGAUUCACUCCAUUAUUUAUGGCCUAGGCUGACAUCUUUGGAUUCCCCCAGUACUAGAGCUAUAACCAUUGGCUUUGACAGCUCCUCUACAGAUUGAGAACAAAUGGAUUUAUGAAAUCUGUCUAGUCUCAGGGGGGAAAAAAGAUGGUACUUCUUCUGUUUAUGUCUAAAGGACCCUUUCUGUUUAGCUAUCUUUCUCUGUUGUAAAAAUCUGCAGCCAUGAUACUAGCUCACCCUAGUUUGCUUUUGCACACAAGGGUUUCCUCAUGUUAAACACACACUCGGUACAACAAAUUAAUGUGCAUGCGGCUGACAUUUGUUGCUUUGGUAAUUUCAUCUGUUAAUGGACGCCUGCAAAGCCUCUCUGAAAGCAUAUUCCUUAAUUGUGUGUUGCUAGGCAACAGGGGUUUGGUCAUAAUCACAGAAAGAUGAUCUUUUCUUUUAAGGAGCGGGGGAAAGGUUUCACUGGAGUGGGGACUGGUGGAAAUGGCUGAGAAUUUGCAUUUUAUGGCACUGUGUUGAAAAAGGGGUGCUUGAGCUAAUACUGUGAGCUAGAGGAGAGUCAUAAUAAUGACAUUUUUGUCACCUCGUGUUGAAAUAUGACCACGGAGCAAUAAUGGCAUGUGCCCUUUUUGAGAGCAGGAGUUAAUAUAAUUUUGCAUUGUAGAAAUUGUCAGUCAACCGUUAUUUUGGUUGCAUGGAGUAUGUCUGAGUAUAAUCCUGACAUUUGACAACAUGAUAUAGGGAAUAUCUCAACCAUUUGAGCUGUUCCUCUGUACCGUCUUCAUAAUUAGUAAGCCUAUAUAAAUAUUUAGAUAUGAUAUGCCAAUGGCCUCAAUAUGUUCAUUAGUAACACCUAGGGCUACACGAUUUGGACAAAAUAUCUCAUUGCGAUUUUAUGGCUCGAUUUAUGAAUUGCGAUUUUCAAACACUUGGGUGAAAACUUGGUAAUUCAGUCAGACAUGGUUAAAACAAUUCUCAGGGUAGAUUACAUCACUUCUAAAAUGAGAUCAUUUGAACGAACACAUACUGUGCUAACUGAAUACAAAACCAAAUUAAACAUAUAUUUUCCAACAUUGUUAUACUUAUGAUAAUAGGUUGGAUUAUUACACCUACAAAUUAACAAACAUAUAUUUUUAGCAUGAUCAUCAAAAUAUACACUGAGUAUACCAAACAUCAUAAAAACAAUAUAUAUUUUUUAUUGAACCUUUAUUUAACUAGAAAAGUCAGUUAAGAACAAAUUCUUAUUUACAAUGACGCAUACAUCGGCCAAACCCGGACGGCGCUGGGCCAAUAGUGCGCCGCCCUAUGCGACUCAGGUACUGUAGUGAUGCCUCUUGCACUUAGAUGCAGUGCCUUAGACCACUGCACCACUCGGGAGCAUCUUCCCAUCUUCCUAAUAUUAUGAAAAUCUUGCUAAUAUUGAGUCGCCCCCCCCCCACCGCCCUCAGAAUAACCUCAAUUCAUCGGGGCAUGGACUCUUCAAGGUGUCGAAAGUAUCCCACAGAGAUGCUGGCCCAUGUUGACUCAAAUGCUUCACCCAGUUCUGUCAAGUUGAUUGAAUGUCCUCAAUUCUUGAUACACACUGUAUUCUGUUGAGUGUGAAAAACCCAGCAGCGUUGCAGUUCUUGACACAAACCGGUGCACCUGGCACCUGGCGCCUACUACCAUACCCUGUUCAAAGGCAUAAGUAUUUUGUAUUGCCCAUUCACAUUCUGAAUGGCACACACACAGUGUAUUCGGAAGGUAUUCAGAGCCCUUGACUUUUUCCACAUUUUGUUACGUUACAGGCUUAUUCUAAAAUGGAUUAAAUUUGUUUUUUUCCCUCAUCAAUCUACACAAAAUACCCUAUAAUGACAUAGCAAAAACAGGUUUUUAGACCUUUUUGCAAAUGUAUAAAAAAAUAUAUAUACAUCACAUUUACAUAAGUAUUCAGACCCUUUACUCAGUACUUUGUUGGAGCGCCUUUAGCAGCGGUUACAGCCUUGAGUCUUCUGUAUCUGUAUUUCCUCCCAUUCUUCUCUGCAGAUACUCUCAAGCUCUGUCAGGUUGGAUGAGGAGCGUCGCUGCACAGCUAUUUUCAGGUCUCUCCGGAGAUGUUCGAUCGAGUUCAAGUCCGGGCUCUGCCUGGGCCACUCAAGGACAUUCAGAGACUUGUCCCGAAGCCACUCCUGUGUUGUCUUGGCUGUGUGCUUCAGGUCAUUGUCCUGGUUGAAGGUGAACCUUCACCCCAGCCUGAGGUCCUGAGCGCUCUGGAGCAGGUUUUUAUCAAGGAUUUCUCUGUACUUUGCCUCGUUCAUCUUUCCCUCGAUCCUGACUAGUCUCCUAGUCCCUGCUGCUGAAAAACAUCCCAACAGCAUGAUGCUGCCACCACCAUGCUUCACCAUAAGGAUGGUGCCAGGUUUCCUCCAGACUUGAAGCAUGGCAUUCAGGCCAAAGAGUUCAAUCUUUAUUUCAUCAGACCAGAUAAUCUUGUUUCUCAUAGUCAAAGUCCUUUAGGUGCCUAUUGUAAACUCCAAGUGGGCUGUCAUGUGCCUUUUACUGAGGAGUGGCUUUCAUCUGGCCACUCUACCGUAAAGGCUUGAUUUGGUGGAGUGCUGCAGAGAUGGUUCUUCUAGAAGGUUCUCCCAUCUCCACAAAGGAACUCUGGAGCUCUGUCCGAGUGACCAUCGGGUUCUUGAUCACCUCCCUGACCAAGGCCCUACUCCCCUGAUUGUUCAGUUUGGCCAGGUGGUCAGCUCUAGGAAGAGUCUUGGUGGUUCAAGACGUAUUCCAUUUAAGAAUGAUGAAGGCCACUGUGUUCUUGGGACCUUCAAUUCUGCAGAAAUGUUUUGGUACCCAUGUGCCUCGAGACAAUCCUGUCUUGGAGCUCUAUGGACAAUUCCUUCGACCUCAUGGCUUGGUUUUUGCUCUUACAUGCAUUGUCAACUGUGGGACCUUAUAUAGACAGGUGUGUGCCUUUCCAAAUCAUGUCCAAUCAAUUGAAUUUACCACAGCUGGUCUCCAAGUUGUAGAAUCAUCUCAAAGAUGAUCAAUGGAAACAGGAUGCACCUGAGCUCAAUUUCGAGUCUCAUACUUAUGUAAAUACGUUUUUGCUUUGUCCUUAUGGGGUAUUGUGUUUAGAUUGUGGAUUUUUACUUUAUCCGUUUUAGAAUAAAGCUGUAACGUAACAAAAUGUGGGGGAAAGGGUCUGAAUACUUUCCAAAUGCACUGUACACAAUCCAUGUCUCAGUUGUCUCAAGUCUUAAAAGUCCUUAUUUAGCAUGUAGCCUCCCCUUCAUCUACACUGAUUUGAAGUGGAUUUAACAAGUGACAUCAAUAAGGGUUCAUAGCAUUCACCUGGUCAGUCUAUGGCAGGGAUCAUCAAAUAGAUUUAGCCACGGGCCAAUUUUAUUUAUUGAGCGGCUGGUCAUGGGGCCGGAACAUAAUUAGAAAUCAUUUGUAGAUUGAAAAUUGACCAAAAAUAGCCCAAACAUAUACUGUAUAAUAUUUGAAUGAAACAUAAUUUAAAAUCUUGCUUACAUGUGUCUCUCUAUUAUGCGUGAAUUCUUGGGAACAGAUUUCCAAAAUUAAAAUCACUUGGAGCCGAUUUCCUGGUCUUGUUACAGUCUUUUAUCUCCAAAAAGGUCUGGUCUAUGGCAUAGAACUCAAAAAAGCAGUGGUAUACUCAGUGUAGUGUGCUAUAAGCACAGCACUAAUUAAUUAUUUAAUUAAUAACAUUGAGUUACUAUUUCUUUUUUUUACCAUUAUGAGUUAUUAAAUAACCUAAGUUAAUUAGUUUCCAGGCAGCCAUAGGCUGCAGUUGGAAUUGGAAGCUUAUGAUUGUGUAAUUAUGUACAAGUAGGCUACGAUCGUUAUUAUAAUAGAAAUUAAGUCAAAGUCCCUUAAAAAUAUGUAACACGUAGCCUACCGAUUACAAGGUGCAGCCUGUGUCCAAAACAUUUGAAUCUGGUCCAGGCAUUCAACGCGAUGGCCUUUACCACGUUUGCGCCGUGAUAGUUAUGCACACCUCAUUCAGGCCCUAGGCAGCUAAUGAUGUUUUCACACUUGGUCACUUUCAGCCAAUCUUUGCAGUGUGAACACAUUCCAAAGGAACUCAGAACCCUCGAAAUGGUCUCAGUUCGGUUCACUUCGGGGGCUCUUUUUAGGGUUCUGAGUUCCUUUGGAAUGCUUGAAUUCCGUGUUCCGGUUUCCUUUUUUAGGGCAAUGUAAACACAAAGCUCCCCAGGUUCACUUGUCAUUAUUCCCACACCACACAUUAGAUUACUGCAGCACUGUUUCCCCUGCAAUAACCCUUCACAUUGAUGCCACAAAAUAGAGAAGAUGAUGAUGUGUAGGGGCGUAUUCAUUACGCCGAUUCUGUUGCAAAAUGUUUUUUAAACGGAAGUAGAUGGAACGAAAGGGGGAGAUCCUACCUGAAUUUGUACAAUAGGAACUCUUGUUUUUAGUUAACUGUUUGGCUAAUGAUUUGAAUAUUGUGAAAGACAACAUAUUUGGUAAGAAUAAUAACAUAGGGUACAACAUCUCUUCUAGCUCUUAAAGGGGUCUACAUUGGGUGUACAAUUUUCAAUUACAGCAUUAUUUGAUCUACAGUUAUUCUUCUGCUAUUUAUUCUGUUACCAAUAAUAUUUACAUUUUAAUAGUAUCUUCUGAUUACAAUUAUUAUGUCUCAUAUUUUAACAAAUGCAAUCUAUUAGCUAUUAAAAUGUAAGUGGGUAUAUCUAGCUGUCCGAUAACACAUUCUGAUGGAGUGGCUUGACCUGCACUUUGUAAAAACGUAGAGUGCAUUGAGUGAAUGUUGCAAUGAACACAGCUGCUGUUGGGAGACAACGACUCGACACUGAUAACUUAGGAACUCAAGAACUUGGAUAUCUGUGUCAACACCUGCUACCAACUAGCCAGCUAGAUAGCUAGCUAGGUUGCAAUGGAGCCUGCUUCGCCUGGAAUAGCUAACAAACAUUUCCAGCGCUGUAGAAGCUGUGUUUAUUACGGUCUUGUCCUUGACAAUAGGAGUUCCAAUGCGGUAAUUGUUUGCUACCGGAGUACUACAAGAAUGAGGUGGCUAUGCUUAGCAAACAAAUCUCAAUUCUACGCAAACUUAUGGGGAUAACGCAAAUUGGAACUUUCUCGUUCUCAAUUCCUAUGGAGGGAUGCUGCUCGGGCCUAAUGGAUGUUUCCCCCCUUGUCAUCUGUCCCUAUCCGAAUGGCCUGUGCUACCUGGAACCUGCCUGCCAACGAAGUGGUCUCCAUCUGCUUCUCCUCCUCCAUCCUGUAGUGAAGUAGACGGAGAACAGCAAGAAGACUGUUCUAAUCAGCGCUGGUCCCAUGUCACAAGUCGUGGAAACCGCAGGCAGCAGCAUACUGCUAACCGGACGGGAGUGACUAAGGGGUUUGAGCAGAUUGACAUUAGGAAUAGCUUCACUGGUGCCUGAUCUACCUGCACCUUCAUCGCUGGUUCUGCCUGUGUCUGCAUCGGCGGUGCCAACUCUAACUACGCUGACUCCAGCAGCGCCGUCGUGGUCGUUUGGCUCCUUUCCUUGUCUCUGGAUCUGACAGGGCACUGCCUGCUGAGGUCUGAACCUAAU